Molecule: messenger RNA, 761 nt
Organism: Grammomys surdaster
Lineage: Eukaryota; Metazoa; Chordata; Mammalia; Rodentia; Muridae
Gene: Lrrc20
Product: leucine rich repeat containing 20
Exons: 5
Coding region: 131-688 (185 amino acids)
Molecular function (GO): protein binding
Source: RefSeq, a predicted model, not a curated record
CCGGGUGCCGGCGGUCGCCGCGGGAGCGUGAGUGCUGGGCGCAGGGCUCUAGGACGCAUUGUCGCCGCACAGACCCCCUUUGUGAGUAGCAGACCGGCCCGGAGGCUGGGAGCCGAACACACACGUCUGCAUGCUGAGGAAAAUGGGUGAGGCCGUGGCCAGAGUUGCAAGGAAAGUCAACGAGACCGUGGAGAGCAGCUCAGAUACCCUGGACCUGGCCGACUGCAAGCUUGUUUCUUUCCCCAUCUGCAUCUACAAGGUCCUGAGGAACGUCUCUGACCAGAUCCACCUCAUCACGCUGGCUAACAAUGAACUCAAAUCCCUCACCAGCAAGUUCAUGACCACCUUCAAUCAGCUUCGAGAGCUACGCCUGGAGGGCAACUACCUCUAUCGCCUCCCCAACGAGGUCAGCAGCCUGCAGCACCUCAGGGCCAUCGACCUGUCCCGGAACCAGUUUCAAGACUUCCCAGAGCAGCUGACCACCUUGCCUGCACUGGAGACUAUCAAUCUGGAGGAGAACGAGAUAGUGGCAGAUGUUCCGGUGGAGAAGCUGGCCGCCAUGCCAGCUCUGCGCGUCAUCAACCUGCGUCUCAACCCCCUGAGCGCCGAGGUGCGUGUGAUUGCCCCACCACUCAUCAAGUUUGAUAUGCUCAUGUCUCCAGAGGAUACCCAGGCCCCGCUGCCUUAGGACACACUCCUUGUACUCACCCAGCCAGGGACAAAGGAUACUGGCCUGCCACCCUGAGAGGAGGGAGGCCCAU